This is a messenger RNA of Pseudophryne corroboree (corroboree frog), 30651 nucleotides long. Its product is annotated as mucin-3B-like. The transcript is spliced from 27 exons. NCBI's taxonomy places the organism in Eukaryota, Metazoa, Chordata, Amphibia, Anura, Myobatrachidae. The record is from RefSeq and is a predicted model, not a curated record. Bases 1 to 30651 code for a protein of 10216 amino acids.
AUGCCUGAUCUUUCCACUGCCCAAAUAGACGAAUCAACAAUAUCUGCUACAGCAACAGCUGAUAUAAUUGAGACAACUGGGGCAGAAAGUACUACUUUAGAAAUGACAAAUACAGAGGAUACAACCCUAUCUGAAAUUCAAACAACACAAGAAGAACAGACAACUUUGCAAACUACCAACAUUGAAGGAUCCACAUAUUCCACAGCAGACACUACAGUGGUAGGGGUCACAUCACAGAUCCCUGAUUCUCCUAAAACCACAAGAGAUUCAUCAUCAACUGCAAUAGAAACAACGCAUGAUCUUUCCACGGCCCAAACAGACGAAUCAACAAUAUCUGCUACAGCAACAGCUGAUAUUACUGAGACAACAGGAACCACAAGAGAAUCAUCAUCAACUGCAAUAGAAACAACACCAGAAUGGUCUACGCCGCAAACAGAUGAAAUAACAAUAUCUGCUACAAUAGCAUCUCAUGAAACUGAGACAACAGGGGCAGAAAGUACUACUUUAGAAAUGACAAAUACAGAGGAUACAACUAUAUCUGACAUUCAAACAACACACGAAGAACAGACAACUUUGCAAACUACCAACAUUGAAGGAUCCACAUAUCCCACAGCAGAGACUACAGUGGUAGAAGUCACAUCACAGAGCCCUGAUUCUUCUAGAACCACAAGAGAAUCAUCAUCAACUGCAAUAGAAACAACACCAGAACGGUCUACGCCGCAAACAGAUGAAAUAACAAUAUCUGCUACAGCAACAGCUGAUAUCAUUGAGACAACUGGGGCAGAAACAGACACUACAGGUGUAGAGGUCACAUCACAGAACCCUGAUCCUCCUAAAACCACAAGAGAUUCAUCAUCAACUGCAAUAGAAACAAUGCCUGAUCUUUCCACUGCCCAAAUAGACGAAUCAACAAUAUCUGCUACAGCAACAGCUGAUAUCAUUGAGACAACUGGGGCAGAAAGUACUACUUUAGAAAUGACAAAUACAGAGGAUACAACCCUAUCUGAAAUUCAAACAACACAAGAAGAACAGACAACUUUGCAAACUACCAACAUUGAAGGAUCCACAUAUUCCACAGCAGACACUACAGUGGUAGGGGUCACAUCACAGAUCCCUGAUUCUCCUAAAACCACAAGAGAUUCAUCAUCAACUGCAAUAGAAACAACGCAUGAUCUUUCCACGGCCCAAACAGACGAAUCAACAAUAUCUGCUACAGCAACAGCUGAUAUUAUUGAGACAACUGGGGCAGAAACAGACACUGCAGGUGUAGAGGUCACAUCACAGAGCCCUGAUUCUUCUAGAACCACAAAAGAUUCAUUAUCAACUGCAAUAGAAUUAACACCUGAACUUUCCACGGCCCAAACAGAUAAAACAACAAUAUCUGCUACAGCAACAUCUGAUAUUUCUGAGACAACUGGGGCAGAAAGUACUACUUUAGAAAUGACAAAUACAGAGGAUACAACCCUAUCUGAAAUUCAAACAACACAAGAAGAACAGACAACUUUGCAAACUACCAACAUUGAAGGAUCCACAUAUUCCACAGCAGACACUACAGUGGUAGGGGUCACAUCACAGAUCCCUGAUUCUCCUAAAACCACAAGAGAUUCAUCAUCAACUGCAAUAGAAACAACGCAUGAUCUUUCCACGGCCCAAACAGACGAAUCAACAAUAUCUGCUACAGCAACAGCUGAUAUUAUUGAGACAACUGGGGCAGAAACAGACACUGCAGGUGUAGAGGUCACAUCACAGAGCCCUGAUUCUUCUAGAACCACAAAAGAUUCAUUAUCAACUGCAAUAGAAUUAACACCUGAACUUUCCACGGCCCAAACAGAUAAAACAACAAUAUCUGCUACAGCAACAUCUGAUAUUUCUGAGACAACUGGGGCAGAAAGUACUACUUUAGAAAUGACAAAUACAGAGGAUACAACCCUAUCUGAAAUUCAAACAACACAAGAAGAACAGACAACUUUGCAAACUACCAACAUUGAAGGAUCCACAUAUUCCACAGCAGACACUACAGUGGUAGGGGUCACAUCACAGAUCCCUGAUUCUCCUAAAACCACAAGAGAUUCAUCAUCAACUGCAAUAGAAACAACGCAUGAUCUUUCCACGGCCCAAACAGACGAAUCAACAAUAUCUGCUACAGCAACAGCUGAUAUUAUUGAGACAACUGGGGCAGAAACAUCUCAUGAAACUGAGACAACAGGGGCAGAAAGUACUACUUUAGAAAUGACAAAUACAGAGGAUACAACUAUAUCUGACAUUCAAACAACACAAGAAGAACAGACAACUUUGCAAACUACCAACAUUGAAGGAUCCACAUAUCCCACAGCAGAGACUACAGUGGUAGAAGUCACAUCACAGAGCCCUGAUUCUUCUAGAACCACAAGAGAAUCAUCAUCAACUCUAAUAGAAACAACACCAGAACGGUCUACGCCGCAAACAGAUGAAAUAACAAUAUCUGCUACAGCAACAGCUGAUAUCAUUGAGACAACUGGGGCAGAAACAGAGACUACAGGUGUAGAGGUCACAUCCCAUAGCCCUGAUUCUCCUAAAACCACAAGAGAUUCAUCAUCAACUGCAAUAGAAACAACGCAUGAUCUUUUCACGGCCCAAACAGACGAAUCAACAAUAUCUGCUACAGCAACAGCUGAUAUUAUUGAGACAACUGGGGCAGAAAGUUCUACUUUAGAAAUGACAAAUACAGAGGAUACAACCAUAUCUGAAAUUCAAACAACACAAGAAGAACAGACAACUUUGCAAACUGCCAACAUUGAAGGACCCACAUAUCCCACAGCAGACACUGCAGGUGUAGAGGUCACAUCACAGAGCCCUGAUUCUUCUAGAACCACAAAAGAUUCAUUAUCAACUGCAAUAGAAUUAACACCUGAACUUUCCACGGCCCAAAGAGAUAAAACAACAAUAUCUGCUACAGCAACAUCUGAUAUUACUGAAACAACAGGGGCAGAAACAUCUCAUGAAACUGAGACAACAGGGGCAGAAAGUACUACUUUAGAAAUGACAAAUACAGAGGAUACAACUAUAUCUGACAUUCAAACAACACACGAAGAACAGACAACUUUGCAAACUACCAACAUUGAAGGAUCCACAUAUCCCACAGCAGAGACUACAGUGGUAGAAGUCACAUCACAGAGCCCUGAUUCUUCUAGAACCACAAGAGAAUCAUCAUCAACUGCAAUAGAAACAACACCAGAACGGUCUACGCCGCAAACAGAUGAAAUAACAAUAUCUGCUACAGCAACAGCUGAUAUCAUUGAGACAACUGGGGCAGAAACAGACACUACAGGUGUAGAGGUCACAUCACAGAACCCUGAUCCUCCUAAAACCACAAGAGAUUCAUCAUCAACUGCAAUAGAAACAAUGCCUGAUCUUUCCACUGCCCAAAUAGACGAAUCAACAAUAUCUGCUACAGCAACAGCUGAUAUCAUUGAGACAACUGGGGCAGAAAGUACUACUUUAGAAAUGACAAAUACAGAGGAUACAACCCUAUCUGAAAUUCAAACAACACAAGAAGAACAGACAACUUUGCAAACUACCAACAUUGAAGGAUCCACAUAUUCCACAGCAGACACUACAGUGGUAGGGGUCACAUCACAGAUCCCUGAUUCUCCUAAAACCACAAGAGAUUCAUCAUCAACUGCAAUAGAAACAACGCAUGAUCUUUCCACGGCCCAAACAGACGAAUCAACAAUAUCUGCUACAGCAACAGCUGAUAUUAUUGAGACAACUGGGGCAGAAACAGACACUGCAGGUGUAGAGGUCACAUCACAGAGCCCUGAUUCUUCUAGAACCACAAAAGAUUCAUUAUCAACUGCAAUAGAAUUAACACCUGAACUUUCCACGGCCCAAACAGAUAAAACAACAAUAUCUGCUACAGCAACAUCUGAUAUUUCUGAGACAACUGGGGCAGAAAGUACUACUUUAGAAAUGACAAAUACAGAGGAUACAACCCUAUCUGAAAUUCAAACAACACAAGAAGAACAGACAACUUUGCAAACUACCAACAUUGAAGGAUCCACAUAUUCCACAGCAGACACUACAGUGGUAGGGGUCACAUCACAGAUCCCUGAUUCUCCUAAAACCACAAGAGAUUCAUCAUCAACUGCAAUAGAAACAACGCAUGAUCUUUCCACGGCCCAAACAGACGAAUCAACAAUAUCUGCUACAGCAACAGCUGAUAUUAUUGAGACAACUGGGGCAGAAACAGACACUGCAGGUGUAGAGGUCACAUCACAGAGCCCUGAUUCUUCUAGAACCACAAAAGAUUCAUUAUCAACUGCAAUAGAAUUAACACCUGAACUUUCCACGGCCCAAACAGAUAAAACAACAAUAUCUGCUACAGCAACAUCUGAUAUUUCUGAGACAACUGGGGCAGAAAGUACUACUUUAGAAAUGACAAAUACAGAGGAUACAACCCUAUCUGAAAUUCAAACAACACAAGAAGAACAGACAACUUUGCAAACUACCAACAUUGAAGGAUCCACAUAUUCCACAGCAGACACUACAGUGGUAGGGGUCACAUCACAGAUCCCUGAUUCUCCUAAAACCACAAGAGAUUCAUCAUCAACUGCAAUAGAAACAACGCAUGAUCUUUCCACGGCCCAAACAGACGAAUCAACAAUAUCUGCUACAGCAACAGCUGAUAUUAUUGAGACAACUGGGGCAGAAACAUCUCAUGAAACUGAGACAACAGGGGCAGAAAGUACUACUUUAGAAAUGACAAAUACAGAGGAUACAACUAUAUCUGACAUUCAAACAACACAAGAAGAACAGACAACUUUGCAAACUACCAACAUUGAAGGAUCCACAUAUCCCACAGCAGAGACUACAGUGGUAGAAGUCACAUCACAGAGCCCUGAUUCUUCUAGAACCACAAGAGAAUCAUCAUCAACUCUAAUAGAAACAACACCAGAACGGUCUACGCCGCAAACAGAUGAAAUAACAAUAUCUGCUACAGCAACAGCUGAUAUCAUUGAGACAACUGGGGCAGAAACAGAGACUACAGGUGUAGAGGUCACAUCCCAUAGCCCUGAUUCUCCUAAAACCACAAGAGAUUCAUCAUCAACUGCAAUAGAAACAACGCAUGAUCUUUUCACGGCCCAAACAGACGAAUCAACAAUAUCUGCUACAGCAACAGCUGAUAUUAUUGAGACAACUGGGGCAGAAAGUUCUACUUUAGAAAUGACAAAUACAGAGGAUACAACCAUAUCUGAAAUUCAAACAACACAAGAAGAACAGACAACUUUGCAAACUGCCAACAUUGAAGGACCCACAUAUCCCACAGCAGACACUGCAGGUGUAGAGGUCACAUCACAGAGCCCUGAUUCUUCUAGAACCACAAAAGAUUCAUUAUCAACUGCAAUAGAAUUAACACCUGAACUUUCCACGGCCCAAAGAGAUAAAACAACAAUAUCUGCUACAGCAACAUCUGAUAUUACUGAAACAACAGGGGCAGAAACAUCUCAUGAAACUGAGACAACAGGGGCAGAAAGUACUACUUUAGAAAUGACAAAUACAGAGGAUACAACCAUAUCUGAAAUUCAAACAACACUAGAAGAACAGACAACUUUGCAAACAACAAACAUUGAAGUAUCCACAUAUCCCACAACAGACACUACAGGAGUAGAGGUCACAUCACAGAGCCCUGAUUCUUCUAAAACCACAAGAGAUUCAUCAUCAACUGCAAUAGAAACAACACAUGAUCUUUCCACGGCCCAAACAGACGAAUCAACAAUAUCUGCUACAGCAACAGCUGAUGUUACUGAGACAACAGAGGCAGAAACAGACACUGCAGGUGUAGAGGUCACAUCACAGAGCCCUGAUUCUUCUAGAACCACAAAAGAUUCAUUAUCAACUGCAAUAGAAUUAACACCUGAACUUUCCACGGCCCAAACAGAUAAAACAACAAUAUCUGCUACAGCAACAUCUGAUAUUUCUGAGACAACUGGGGCAGAAAGUACUACUUUAGAAAUGACAAAUACAGAGGAUACAACCCUAUCUGAAAUUCAAACAACACAAGAAGAACAGACAACUUUGCAAACUACCAACAUUGAAGGAUCCACAUAUUCCACAGCAGACACUACAGUGGUAGGGGUCACAUCACAGAUCCCUGAUUCUCCUAAAACCACAAGAGAUUCAUCAUCAACUGCAAUAGAAACAACGCAUGAUCUUUCCACGGCCCAAACAGACGAAUCAACAAUAUCUGCUACAGCAACAGCUGAUAUUAUUGAGACAACUGGGGCAGAAACAGACACUGCAGGUGUAGAGGUCACAUCACAUAGCCCUGAUUCUUCUAGAACCACAAAAGAUUCAUUAUCAACUGCAAUAGAAUUAACACCUGAACUUUCCACGGCCCAAACAGAUAAAACAACAAUAUCUGCUACAGCAACAUCUGAUAUUUCUGAGACAACUGGGGCAGAAAGUACUACUUUAGAAAUGACAAAUACAGAGGAUACAACCCUAUCUGAAAUUCAAACAACACAAGAAGAACAGACAACUUUGCAAACUACCAACAUUGAAGGAUCCACAUAUUCCACAGCAGACACUACAGUGGUAGGGGUCACAUCACAGAUCCCUGAUUCUCCUAAAACCACAAGAGAUUCAUCAUCAACUGCAAUAGAAACAACGCAUGAUCUUUCCACGGCCCAAACAGACGAAUCAACAAUAUCUGCUACAGCAACAGCUGAUAUUAUUGAGACAACUGGGGCAGAAACAUCUCAUGAAACUGAGACAACAGGGGCAGAAAGUACUACUUUAGAAAUGACAAAUACAGAGGAUACAACUAUAUCUGACAUUCAAACAACACAAGAAGAACAGACAACUUUGCAAACUACCAACAUUGAAGGAUCCACAUAUCCCACAGCAGAGACUACAGUGGUAGAAGUCACAUCACAGAGCCCUGAUUCUUCUAGAACCACAAGAGAAUCAUCAUCAACUCUAAUAGAAACAACACCAGAACGGUCUACGCCGCAAACAGAUGAAAUAACAAUAUCUGCUACAGCAACAGCUGAUAUCAUUGAGACAACUGGGGCAGAAACAGAGACUACAGGUGUAGAGGUCACAUCCCAUAGCCCUGAUUCUCCUAAAACCACAAGAGAUUCAUCAUCAACUGCAAUAGAAACAACGCAUGAUCUUUUCACGGCCCAAACAGACGAAUCAACAAUAUCUGCUACAGCAACAGCUGAUAUUAUUGAGACAACUGGGGCAGAAAGUUCUACUUUAGAAAUGACAAAUACAGAGGAUACAACCAUAUCUGAAAUUCAAACAACACAAGAAGAACAGACAACUUUGCAAACUGCCAACAUUGAAGGACCCACAUAUCCCACAGCAGACACUGCAGGUGUAGAGGUCACAUCACAGAGCCCUGAUUCUUCUAGAACCACAAAAGAUUCAUUAUCAACUGCAAUAGAAUUAACACCUGAACUUUCCACGGCCCAAAGAGAUAAAACAACAAUAUCUGCUACAGCAACAUCUGAUAUUACUGAAACAACAGGGGCAGAAACAUCUCAUGAAACUGAGACAACAGGGGCAGAAAGUACUACUUUAGAAAUGACAAAUACAGAGGAUACAACCAUAUCUGAAAUUCAAACAACACUAGAAGAACAGACAACUUUGCAAACAACAAACAUUGAAGUAUCCACAUAUCCCACAACAGACACUACAGGAGUAGAGGUCACAUCACAGAGCCCUGAUUCUUCUAAAACCACAAGAGAUUCAUCAUCAACUGCAAUAGAAACAACACAUGAUCUUUCCACGGCCCAAACAGACGAAUCAACAAUAUCUGCUACAGCAACAGCUGAUGUUACUGAGACAACAGAGGCAGAAACAGAGACUACAGGUGUAGAGGUCACAUCCCAGGACCCUGAUUCUUCUAGAACCACAAGAGAAUCAUCAUCAACUCUAAUAGAAACAACACCAGAACGGUCUACGCCGCAAACAGAUGAAAUAACAAUAUCUGCUACAGCAACAGCUGAUAUCAUUGAGACAACUGGGGCAGAAACAGAGACUACAGGUGUAGAGGUCACAUCCCAUAGCCCUGAUUCUCCUAAAACCACAAGAGAUUCAUCAUCAACUGCAAUAGAAACAACGCAUGAUCUUUUCACGGCCCAAACAGACGAAUCAACAAUAUCUGCUACAGCAACAGCUGAUAUUAUUGAGACAACUGGGGCAGAAAGUUCUACUUUAGAAAUGACAAAUACAGAGGAUACAACCAUAUCUGAAAUUCAAACAACACAAGAAGAACAGACAACUUUGCAAACUGCCAACAUUGAAGGACCCACAUAUCCCACAGCAGACACUGCAGGUGUAGAGGUCACAUCACAGAGCCCUGAUUCUUCUAGAACCACAAAAGAUUCAUUAUCAACUGCAAUAGAAUUAACACCUGAACUUUCCACGGCCCAAAGAGAUAAAACAACAAUAUCUGCUACAGCAACAUCUGAUAUUACUGAAACAACAGGGGCAGAAACAUCUCAUGAAACUGAGACAACAGGGGCAGAAAGUACUACUUUAGAAAUGACAAAUACAGAGGAUACAACCAUAUCUGAAAUUCAAACAACACUAGAAGAACAGACAACUUUGCAAACAACAAACAUUGAAGUAUCCACAUAUCCCACAACAGACACUACAGGAGUAGAGGUCACAUCACAGAGCCCUGAUUCUUCUAAAACCACAAGAGAUUCAUCAUCAACUGCAAUAGAAACAACACAUGAUCUUUCCACGGCCCAAACAGACGAAUCAACAAUAUCUGCUACAGCAACAGCUGAUGUUACUGAGACAACAGAGGCAGAAAACGAAUCAACAAUAUCUGCUACAGCAACAGCUGAUGUUACUGAGACAACAGAGGCAGAAAGUACUACUUUAGAAAUGACAAAUACAGAGGACACAACCAUAUCUGAAAUUCAAACAACACAAGAAGAACAGACAACUUUGCAAACUACCAACAUUAAAGGAUCCACAUAUCCCACAGCAGACACUACAGGUGUAGAGGUCACAUCCCAGAACCCUGAUUCUUCUAGAACCACAAGAGAAUCAUCAUCAACUGCAAUAGAAAAAACACCAGAAUGGUCUACGCCGCAAACAGAUGAAAUAACAAUAUCUGCUACAAUAGAAUCUGAUGUUACUGAGACAACAGAGGCAGAAACAUAUGAUGUUACUGAGACAAAAGAGGCAGAAAGUACUACUUUAGAAAUGACAAAUACAGAGGAUACAACCAUAUCUGAAAUUCAAACAACACAAGAAGAACAGACAACUUUGCAAACUACCAACAUUGAAGGAUCCACAUAUCCUACAGCAGACACUACAGGUGUAGAGGUCACAUCACAGAACCCUGAUCCUCCUAAAACCACAAGAGAUUCAUCAUCAACUGCAAUAGAAACAAUGCCUGAUCUUUCCACGGCCCAAACAGACGAAUCAACAAUAUCUGCUACAGCAACAGCUGAUAUCAUUGAGACAACUGGGGCAGAAAGUACUACUUUAGAAAUGACAAAUACAGAGGAUACAACCCUAUCUGAAAUUCAAACAACACAAGAAGAACAGACAACUUUGCAAACUACCAACAUUGAAGGAUCCACAUAUUCCACAGCAGACACUACAGUGGUAGGGGUCACAUCACAGAUCCCUGAUUCUCCUAAAACCACAAGAGAUUCAUCAUCAACUGCAAUAGAAACAACGCAUGAUCUUUCCACGGCCCAAACAGACGAAUCAACAAUAUCUGCUACAGCAACAGCUGAUAUUACUGAGACAACAGGGUCAGAAAGAUCCACAUAUCCCACAACAGACACUACACUGGUAGGAGUCACAUCACAGAUCCCUGAUUCUCCUAAAACCACAAGAGAUUCAUCAUCAACUGCAAUAGAAACAAUGCCUGAUCUUUCCACGGCCCAAAUAGACGAAUCAACAAUAUCUGCUACAGCAACAGCUGAUAUUAUUGAGACAACUGGGGCAGAAAGUACUACUUUAGAAAUGACAAAUACAGAGGAUACAACCAUAUCUGAAAUUCAAACAACACAAGAAGAACAGACAACUUUGCAAACUACCAACAUUGAAGGAUCCACAUAUCCCACAACAGACACUACAGGAGUAGAGGUCACAUCACAGAGCCCUGAUUCUUCUAGAACCACAAGAGAUUCAUUAUCAACUGCAAUAGAAUUAACACCUGAACUUUCCACGGCCCAAACAGAUAAAACAACAAUAUCUGCUACAGCAACAGCUGAUAUUACUGAGACAACAGGGGCAGAAACAGACACUACAGUGGUAGGGGUCACAUCACAGAUCCCUGAUUCUCCUAAAACCACAAGCGAUUCAUCAUCAACUGCAAUAGAAUUAACACCUGAAUUUUCCACGGCCCAAACAGAUGAAACAACAAUAUCUGCUACAGCAACAUCUGAUAUUACUGAGACAACAGGGGCAGAAAGUACUACUGUAAAAAUGACACAUACAGAGGAUACAACCAUAUCUGAAAUUCAAACAACACAAGAAGAAAAGAUCACUUUGCAAACAACCAAUAAUGAUGGAUCCACGUACACCACAGCAGAGACUACAGGUAUAGAAGUCACAUCCCAGAACCCUGAUUCUCCUAGAACCACAAGAGAUUCAUCUUCAACUGCAAUAGAAACAACACCUAAACUUUCCACGAGCCAAACAGAUGAAAUAAUAUCUGCUAUAGCAACAUCUGAUAUAACUAAGACAACAGAGGCAGAAAGUACUACUUUAGAAAUGACAAAUACAGAGGAUACAACCAUAUCUGAAAUUCAAACAACACAAGAAGAAAAGACCACUUUGAAAACAACCAACAUUGGAGGAUCCACAUAUCCCACAGCAAUGACUACAGGUGUAGAGGUCACAACACAGAACCCUGAUUCUCCUAGAACCACAAGAGAGUCAUCAUCAACUGCAAUAGAAACAACACCUGAACUUUCCACGGCCCAAACAGAUAAAAUAAUAUCUGCUACAGCAACAUCUUAUAUUACUGAGACAACAAAGGCAGAAAGUACUACUUUAAAAAUUACAAAUACAGAGGAUACUACAAUAUCUGGAAUUAAAACAACACAAGAAGUAAAGACCACUUUGAAAACAACCAACAUUGAAGGAUCCACGUAUUCUACAGCAGAGACUACAGGUGUAGAGAUAACAUCCCAGAACCCUGAUUCCCCUAGAACCACAAGAGAUUCAUCAUCCAUUGCAAUGGAAACAACACCUGAACUUUCCACGGCCCAAACAGAUGAAAUAAUAUCUGCUACAGCAACAUCUGAUAUUACUGAGACAACAAAGGUAGAAAGUACUACUUUAAAAAUUACAAAUACACAGGAUACUACAAUUUCUGGGAAAAAAACAACACAAGAAGAAAAGACCACUUUGGAAACAACUAUCAUUGAAAGAUCCACAUAUUCCACAGCAGAGACUACAAGUGUAGAGGUCACAUCCCAGAACCCUGAUUCUCCUAGAACCACAAGAGAUUCAUCAUCAACUGCAACAGAAACAACACCUGAACUUUCCACAGCCCAAACAGAAAAAACAACAAUAUCUGCUACAGCAACAUCUGAUAUUACUGAGACAACAGGGUCAGAAAGUACUACUGUAAAAAUGACAAAUACAGGGGAUACAACCAUAUCUGAAAUUCAAACAACACAAGAAAAACAGACCACUUUGCAAACAACCAACAUUGAAGGAUCCACGUAUCCCACAGCAGAGACUACAGGUAUAGAGGUCACAUCCCAGAACCCUGAUUCUUCGAGAACCACAAGAGAAUCAUCAUUAACUGCAAUAAAAACCACACCAGAACAGUCUACACCCCAAACAGAUGAAAUAACAAUAUCUGCUACAAUAGCAUCUGAUGUUACUGAGACAACAGAGGCAGAAAGUACUACUUUAGAAAUGACAAAUACAGAGGAUACAACCAUAUCUGAAAUUCAAACAACACAAGAAGAAAAGAUCACUUUGCAAACAACCAAUAAUGAUGGAUCCACGUACACCACAGCAGAGACUACAGGUAAAGAGGUCACAUCUCAGAACCCUGAUUCUUUUAGAACCACAAGAGAUUCAUCUUCUACUGCAAUAGAAACAACACCUGAACUUUCCACGAGCCAAACAGAUGAAAUAACAAUAUCUGCUACAGCAAUAUCUGAUAUUACUGAGACAACAGGGGCAGAAAGUACUACUUUAAAAAUGACAAGUACAGAGGAUACAACCAUAUCUGAAAUUAAAACAACACAAGAAGAUAAGACCACUUUGGAAACAACCGUCAUUGAAAGAUCCACGUAUUCCACAGCAGAGACUACAGGUGUAGAGGUCACAUCCCAGAACCCUGAUUCUCCUAGAACCACAAAAGUUUUAUCAACUCCAGAAGAAACAACAUCUGAACUUUCCACGGCCCAAACAGAUAAAACAACAUCUGCUACAGCAACAUCUGAUAGUACUGAGACAACAGGGGCUGAAAGUACUACUUUAAAAAUGACAAGUACAGAGGAUACAACCAUAUCUGAAAUUCAAACAACACAAGGAGAAAAGACCACUUUGAAAGCAACCAACAUUGAAGGAUCCACGUAUUCUACAGCAGAGACUACAGGUGUAGAGGUCACAUCUCAGAACACUGAUUCUCCUAGAACCACAAGAGAUUCAUCAUCCACUGCAAUAGAAACAACACCUGAACUUUCCACGGCCCAAACAGAUAAAAUAAUAUCUGCUACAGCAACAUCUGAUAUUACUGAGACAACAAAGGCAGAAAGUACUACUUUAAAAAUUACAAAUAAACAGGAUACUACAAUAUCUGGAAUUAAAACAACACAAGAAGAUAAGACCACUUUGGAAACAACUAUCAUUGAAAGAUCCACGUAUUCCACAGCAGAGACUACAGGUGUAGAGGUCACAUCCCAGAACCCUGAUUCUCCUAGAACCACAAAAGUUUUAUCAACUCCAGAAGAAACAACAUCUGAACUUUCCACGGCCCAAACAGAUAAAACAACAUCUGCUACAGCAACAUCUGAUAGUACUGAGACAACAGGGGCUGAAAGUACUACUUUAAAAAAGACAAGUACAGAGGAUACAACCAUAUCUGAAAUUCAAACAACACAAGGAGAAAAGACCACUUUGAAAACAACCAACAUUGAAGGAUCCACGUAUUCUACAGCAGAGACUACAGGUGUAGAGAUAACAUCCCAGAACCCUGAUUCUCCUAGAACCACAAGAGAUUCAUCAUCCAUUGCAAUGGAAACAACACCUGAACUUUCCACGGCCCAAACAGAUAAAAUAAUAUCUGCUACAGCAACAUCUGAUAUUACUGAGACAACAAAGGUAGAAAGUACUACUUUAAAAAUUACAAAUACACAGGAUACUACAAUAUCUGGAAUUAAAACAACACAAGAAGAAAAGACCACUUUGGAAACAACUAUCAUUGAAAGAUCCACGUAUUCCACAGCAGAGACUACAAGUGUAGAGGUCACAUCCCAGAACCCUGAUUCUCCUAGAACCACAGGAGAUUCAUCAUCAACUGCAACAGAAUCAACACCUGAACUUUCCACAGCCCAAACAGAUAAAACAACAAUAUCUGCUACAACAACAUCUGAUAUUACUCAGACAACAGGGGCAGAAAGUACUACUUUAAAAAUGACAAGUACAGAGGAUACAACCAUAUCUGAAAUUCAAACAACACAAGAAGAAAAGACAACUUUGCAAACAACUAACAUUGGAGGAUCCACAUAUCCCACAGCAAUGACUACAGGUGUAGAGGUCACAACACAGAACCCUGAUUCUCCUAGAACCACAAAAGUUUUAUCAACUCCAGAAGAAACAACAUCUGAACUUUCCACGGCCCAAACAGAUAAAACAACAAUAUCUGCUACAACAACAUCUGAUAUUACUGAGACAACAGGAGCAGAAAGUACUACUUUAAAAAUGACAAGUACAGAGGAUACAACCAUAUCUGAAAUUCAAACACAAGAAGAAAAGACCACUUUGAAAACAACCAACAUUGAAGGAUCCACGUAUUCUACAGCAGAGACUACAGGUGUAGAGAUAACAUCCCAGAACCCUGAUUCUCCAAGAACCACAAGAGAUUCAUCAUCCAUUGCAAUAGAAACAACACCUGAACUUUCCACGGCCCAAACAGAUAAAAUAAUAUCUGCUACAGCAACAUCUGAUAUUACUGAGACAACAAAGGCAGAAAGUACUACUUUAAAAAUUACAAAUACACAGGAUCCUACAAUAUCUGGAACUAAAACAACACAAGAAGAAAAGACCACUUUGGAAACAACCAAUAAUGAUGAAUCAACGUAUACCACAGCAGACACUACAGGUGUAGGGGUCACAUCAAAGAACCCUGAUUCUUCUAGAACCACAAUAGAUUCAUUAUCAACUGCAAUAAAAUUAACACCUGAACUUCCCACGGCCCAAACAGAUGAAACAACAAUAUCUUCUACAAGAGCAUCUGAUGUUACGGAGACAACAGAGGCAGAAAGUACUACUUUAGAAAUGACAAAUACAGAGGAUACAACCAUAUCUGAAAUUCAAACAACACAAGAAAAACAGACCACUUUACAAACAACUAACAUUGAAGGAUCCACGUAUACCACAGCAGAGACUACAAGUAUAGAGGUCACAUCCCAGAACCCUGAUUCUUCUAGAACCACAAGAGAAUCAUCAUCAACUGCAAUAAAAACAACACCAGAACGGUCUACGCCCCAAACAGAUGAAAUAACAAUAUCUGCUACAAUAGCAUCUGAUGUUACUGAGACAAUAGAGGCAGAAAGUACUACUUUGGAAAUGACAAGUACAGAGGAUACAACCAUAUCUGAAAUUCAAACAACACAAGGGGAAAAGACCACUUUGAAAACAACCAACAUUGAAGGAUCCACGUAUUCCACAGCAGAGAUUACAGGUAUAGAGGUCACAUCCCAGAACCCUGAUUCUCCUAGAACCACAAGAGAUUCAUCAUCAACUGCAAUAGAAACAACACCUGAAAUUUCCUCGGCCCAAACAGAUAAAACAACAAUAUCUGCUACAGCAACAUCUGAUAUUACUGAGACAACAGGGGCAGAAAGUACUACUUUAAAAAUGGCAAGUACAGAGGAUACAACCAUAUCUGAAAUUCAAACAACACAAGGAGAAAAGACCACUUUGAAAACAACCAACAUUGGAGGAUCCAUGUAUUCUACAGCAGAGACUACAGGUGUAGAGAUAACAUCCCAGAACCAUGAUUCUCCAAGAACCACAAGAGAUUCAUCAUCCAUUGCAAUAGAAACAACACCUGAACUUUCCACGGCCCAAACAGAUAAAACAACAAUAUCUGCUACAGCAACAUCUGAUAUUACUGAGACAACAGGGGCAGAAAGUACUACUUUAAAAAUGGCAAGUACAGAGGAUACAACCAUAUCUGAAAUUCAAACAACACAAGGAGAAAAGACCACUUUGAAAACAACCAACAUUGAAGGAUCCACGUAUUCCACAGCAGAUACUACAAGUGUAGAGGUCACAUCCCAGAACCCUGAUUCUCCUAGAACCACAAGAGAUUCAUCAUCAACUGCAAUAGAAACAACACCUGAAAUUUCUACGGCCCAAACAGAUAAAACAACAAUAUCUGCUACAGCAACAUCUGAAAUUACUGAGACAACAGGGGCCGAAAGUACUACUUUAAAAAUGACAAGUACAGAGGAUACAACCAUAUCUGAAAUUCAAACAACACAAGGAGAAAAGACCACUUUGAAAACAACCAACAUUGGAGGAUCCACGUAUUCUACAGCAGAGACUACAGGUGUAGAGAUAACAUCCCAGAACCCUGAUUCUCCAAGAACCACAAGAGAUUCAUCAUCCAUUGCAAUAGAAACAACACCUGAACUUUCCACGGCCCAAACAGAUAAAAUAAUAUCUGCUACAGCAACAUCUGAUAUUACUGAGACAACAAAGGUAGAAAGUACUACUUUAAAAAUUACAAAUACACAGGAUACUACAAUAUCUGGAAUUAAAACAACACAAGAAGAAAAGACCACUUUGGAAACAACUAUCAUUGAAAGAUCCACGUAUUCCACAGCAGAGAUUACAGGUGUAGAGGUCACAUCCCAGAACCCUGAUUCUCCGAGAACCACAAAAGUUUUAUCAACUCCAGAAGAAACAACAUCUGAACUUUCCACGGCCCAGACAGAUAAAACAACAAUAUCUGCUACAGCAACAUCUGAUAUUACUGAGACAACAGGGGCAGAAAGUACUACUUUAAAAAUGGCAAGUACAGAGGAUACAACCAUAUCUGAAAUUCAAACAACACAAGGAGAAAAGACCACUUUGAAAACAACCAACAUUGAAGGAUCCACAUAUACCACAGCAGAGACUACAAGUGCAGAGGUCACAUCCCAGAACCCUGAUUCUCCUAGAACCACAAGAGAUUCAUCAUCAACUGCAAUAGAAACAACACCUGAAAUUUCCUCGGCCCAAACAGAUAAAACAACAAUAUCUGCUACAGCAACAUCUGAUAUUACUGAGACAACAGGGGCAGAAAGUACUACUUUAAAAAUGGCAAGUACAGAGGAUACAACCAUAUCUGAAAUUCAAACAACACAAGGAGAAAAGACCACUUUGAAAACAACCAACAUUGGAGGAUCCACGUAUUCUACAGCAGAGACUACAGGUGUAGAGAUAACAUCCCAGAACCCUGAUUCUCCAAGAACCACAAGAGAUUCAUCAUCCAUUGCAAUAGAAACAACACCUGAACUUUCCACGGCCCAAACAGAUAAAAUAAUAUCUGCUACAGCAACAUCUGAUAUUACUGAGACAACAAAGGCUCAAACAGAAAAAAUAACAAUAUCUGCUACAGCAACAUCUGAUAUUACUGAGACAACAGGGGCAGAAAGUACUACUUUAAAAAUGACAAGUACAGAGGAUACAACCAUAUCUGAAAUUCAAACAACACAAGGAGAAAAGACCACUUUGAAAACAACCAACAUUGAAGGAUCCACGUAUUCUACAGCAGAGACUACAGGUGUAGAGAUAACAUCCCAGAAUCCUGAUUCUCCUAGAACCACAAGAGAUUCAUCAUCCAUUGCAAUAGAAACAACACCUGAACUUUCCACGGCCCAAACAGAUAAAACAACAAUAUCUGCUACAGCAACAUCUGAUAUUACUGAGACAACAGGGGCAGAAAGUACUACUUUAAAAAUGGCAAGUACAGAGGAUACAACCAUAUCUGAAAUUCAAACAACACAAGGAGAAAAGACCACUUUGAAAACAACCAACAUUGAAGGAUCCACAUAUUCCACAGCAGAGACUACAAGUGUAGAGGUCACAUCCCAGAACCCUGAUUCUCCUAGAACCACAAGAGAUUCAUCAUCAAAUGCAAUAGAAACAACACCUGAAAUUUCCUCGGCCCAAACAGAUAAAACAACAAUAUCUGCUACAGCAACAUCUGAUAUUACUGAGACAACAGGGGCAGAAAGUACUACUUUAAAAAUGGCAAGUACAGAGGAUACAACCAUAUCUGAAAUUCAAACAACACAAGGAGAAAAGACCACUUUGAAAACAACCAACAUUGGAGGAUCCACGUAUUCUACAGCAGAGACUACAGGUGUAGAGAUAACAUCCCAGAACCCUGAUUCUCCAAGAACCACAAGAGAUUCAUCAUCCAUUGCAAUAGAAACAACACCUGAACUUUCCACGGCCCAAACAGAUAAAACAACAAUAUCUGCUACAGCAACAUCUGAAAUUACUGAGACAACAGGGGCCGAAAGUACUACUUUAAAAAUGACAAGUACAGAGGAUACAACCAUAUCUGAAAUUCAAACAACACAAGGAGAAAAGACCACUUUGAAAACAACCAACAUUGAAGGAUCCACGUAUUCUACAGCAGAGACCACUGGUGUAGAGAUAACAUCCCAGAACCCUGAUUCUUCUAGAACCACAAGAGAUUCAUCAACUACAUUAGAAACAACACCUGAACUUUCCACGGUCCAAACAGAUAAAAUAUCUGCUACAGCAACAUCUGAUAUUACUGAGACAACAAAGGUAGAAAGUACUACUUUAAAAAUUACAAAUACACAGGAUACUACAAUAUCUGGAAUUAAAACAACACAAGAAGAAAAGACCACUUUGGAAACAACUAUCAUUGAAAGAUCCACGUAUUCCACAGCAGAGAUUACAGGUGUAGAGGUCACAUCCCAGAACCCUGAUUCUCCGAGAACCACAAAAGUUUUAUCAACUCCAGAAGAAACAACAUCUGAACUUUCCACGGCCCAGACAGAUAAAACAACAAUAUCUGCUACAGCAACAUCUGAUAUUACUGAGACAACAGGGGCAGAAAGUACUACUUUAAAAAUGGCAAGUACAGAGGAUACAACCAUAUCUGAAAUUCAAACAACACAAGGAGAAAAGACCACUUUGAAAACAACCAACAUUGAAGGAUCCACGUAUUCCACAGCAGAGACUACAAGUGUAGAGGUCACAUCCCAGAACCCUGAUUCUCCUAGAACCACAAGAGAUUCAUCAUCAACUGCAAUAGAAACAACACCUGAAAUUUCUACGGCCCAAACAGAUAAAACAACAAUAUCUGCUACAGCAACAUCUGAAAUUACUGAGACAACAGGGGCCGAAAGUACUACUUUAAAAAUGACAAGUACAGAGGAUACAACCAUAUCUGAAAUUCAAACACAAGAAGAAAAGACCACUUUGAAAACAACCAACAUUGAAGGAUCCACGUAUUCUACAGCAGAGACUACAGGUGUAGAGAUAACAUCCCAGAACCCUGAUUCUUCUAGAACCACAAGAGAUUCAUCAACUACAUUAGAAACAACACCUGAACUUUCCACGGUCCAAACAGAUAAAAUAUCUGCUACAGCAACAUCUGAUAUUACUGAGACAACAAAGGUAGAAAGUACUACUUUAAAAAUUACAAAUACACAGGAUACUACAAUAUCUGGAAUUAAAACAACACAAGAAGAAAAGACCACUUUGGAAACAACUAUCAUUGAAAGAUCCACGUAUUCCACAGCAGAGAUUACAGGUGUAGAGGUCACAUCCCAGAACCCUGAUUCUCCGAGAACCACAAAAGUUUUAUCAACUCCAGAAGAAACAACAUCUGAACUUUCCACGGCCCAGACAGAUAAAACAACAAUAUCUGCUACAGCAACAUCUGAUAUUACUGAGACAACAGGGGCAGAAAGUACUACUUUAAAAAUGGCAAGUACAGAGGAUACAACCAUAUCUGAAAUUCAAACAACACAAGGAGAAAAGACCACUUUGAAAACAACCAACAUUGAAGGAUCCACAUAUACCACAGCAGAGACUACAAGUGUAGAGGUCACAUCCCAGAACCCUGAUUCUCCUAGAACCACAAGAGAUUCAUCAUCAACUGCAAUAGAAACAACACCUGAAAUUUCCUCGGCCCAAACAGAUAAAACAACAAUAUCUGCUACAGCAACAUCUGAUAUUACUGAGACAACAGGGGCAGAAAGUACUACUUUAAAAAUGGCAAGUACAGAGGAUACAACCAUAUCUGAAAUUCAAACAACACAAGGAGAAAAGACCACUUUGAAAACAACCAACAUUGGAGGAUCCACGUAUUCUACAGCAGAGACUACAGGUGUAGAGAUAACAUCCCAGAACCCUGAUUCUCCAAGAACCACAAGAGAUUCAUCAUCCAUUGCAAUAGAAACAACACCUGAACUUUCCACGGCCCAAACAGAUAAAAUAAUAUCUGCUACAGCAACAUCUGAUAUUACUGAGACAACAAAGGCUCAAACAGAAAAAAUAACAAUAUCUGCUACAGCAACAUCUGAUAUUACUGAGACAACAGGGGCAGAAAGUACUACUUUAAAAAUGACAAGUACAGAGGAUACAACCAUAUCUGAAAUUCAAACAACACAAGGAGAAAAGACCACUUUGAAAACAACCAACAUUGAAGGAUCCAUGUAUUCUACAGCAGAGACUACAGGUGUAGAGAUAACAUCCCAGAAUCCUGAUUCUCCUAGAACCACAAGAGAUUCAUCAUCCAUUGCAAUAGAAACAACACCUGAACUUUCCACGGCCCAAACAGAUAAAACAACAAUAUCUGCUACAGCAACAUCUGAUAUUACUGAGACAACAGGGGCAGAAAGUACUACUUUAAAAAUGGCAAGUACAGAGGAUACAACCAUAUCUGAAAUUCAAACAACACAAGAAGAAAAGACCACUUUGAAAACAACCAACAUUGAAGGAUCCACGUAUUCUACAGCAGAGACUACAGGUGUAGAGAUAACAUCCCAGAACCCUGAUUCUCCAAGAACCACAAGAGAUUCAUCAUCCAUUGCAAUAGAAACAACACCUGAACUUUCCACGGCCCAAACAGAUAAAACAACAAUAUCUGCUACAGCAACAUCUGAAAUUACUGAGACAACAGGGGCCGAAAGUACUACUUUAAAAAUGACAAGUACAGAGGAUACAACCAUAUCUGAAAUUCAAACAACACAAGGAGAAAAGACCACUUUGAAAACAACCAACAUUGAAGGAUCCACGUAUUCUACAGCAGAGACCACUGGUGUAGAGAUAACAUCCCAGAACCCUGAUUCUUCUAGAACCACAAGAGAUUCAUCAACUACAUUAGAAACAACACCUGAACUUUCCACGGUCCAAACAGAUAAAAUAUCUGCUACAGCAACAUCUGAUAUUACUGAGACAACAAAGGUAGAAAGUACUACUUUAAAAAUUACAAAUACACAGGAUACUACAAUAUCUGGAAUUAAAACAACACAAGAAGAAAAGACCACUUUGGAAACAACUAUCAUUGAAAGAUCCACGUAUUCCACAGCAGAGAUUACAGGUGUAGAGGUCACAUCCCAGAACCCUGAUUCUCCGAGAACCACAAAAGUUUUAUCAACUCCAGAAGAAACAACAUCUGAACUUUCCACGACAACAGGGGCAGAAAGUACUACUUUAAAAAUGGCAAGUACAGAGGAUACAACCAUAUCUGAAAUUCAAACAACACAAGGAGAAAAGACCACUUUGAAAACAACCAACAUUGAAGGAUCCACGUAUUCCACAGCAGAGACUACAAGUGUAGAGGUCACAUCCCAGAACCCUGAUUCUCCUAGAACCACAAGAGAUUCAUCAUCAACUGCAAUAGAAACAACACCUGAAAUUUCUACGGCCCAAACAGAUAAAACAACAAUAUCUGCUACAGCAACAUCUGAAAUUACUGAGACAACAGGGGCCGAAAGUACUACUUUAAAAAUGGCAAGUACAGAGGAUACAACCAUAUCUGAAAUUCAAACAACACAAGAAGAAAAGACCACUUUGAAAACAACCAACAUUGAAGGAUCCACGUAUUCUACAGCAGAGACUACAGGUGUAGAGAUAACAUCCCAGAACCCUGAUUCUCCAAGAACCACAAGAGAUUCAUCAUCCAUUGCAAUAGAAACAACACCUGAACUUUCCACGGCCCAAACAGAUAAAACAACAAUAUCUGCUACAGCAACAUCUGAAAUUACUGAGACAACAGGGGCCGAAAGUACUACUUUAAAAAUGACAAGUACAGAGGAUACAACCAUAUCUGAAAUUCAAACAACACAAGGAGAAAAGACCACUUUGAAAACAACCAACAUUGAAGGAUCCACGUAUUCUACAGCAGAGACCACUGGUGUAGAGAUAACAUCCCAGAACCCUGAUUCUUCUAGAACCACAAGAGAUUCAUCAACUACAUUAGAAACAACACCUGAACUUUCCACGGUCCAAACAGAUAAAAUAUCUGCUACAGCAACAUCUGAUAUUACUGAGACAACAAAGGCAGAAAGUACUACUUUAAAAAUUACAAAUACACAGGAUCCUACAAUAUCUGGAACUAAAACAACACAAGAAGAAAAGACCACUUUGGAAACAACCAAUAAUGAUGGAUCAACGUAUACCACAGCAGACACUACAGGUGUAGGGGUCACAUCAAAGAACCCUGAUUCUUCUAGAACCACAAUAGAUUCAUUAUCAACUGCAAUAGAAUUAACACCUGAACUUCCCACGGCCCAAACAGAUGAAACAACAAUAUCUUCUACAAGAGCAUCUGAUGUUACUGAGACAACAGAGGCAGAAAGUACUACUUUAGAAAUGACAAAUACAGAGGAUACAACCAUAUCUGAAAUUCAAACAACACAAGAAAAACAGACCACUUUACAAACAACCAACAUUGAAGGAUCCACGUAUACCACAGCAGAGACUACAAGUAUAGAGGUCACAUCCCAGAACCCUGAUUCUUUUAGAACCACAAGAGAAUCAUCAUCAACUGCAAUAAAAACAACACCAGAACGGUCUACGCCCCAAACAGAUGAAAUAACAAUAUCUGCUACAAUAGCAUCUGAUGUUACUGAGACAAUAGAGGCAGAAAGUACUACUUUGGAAAUGACAAGUACAGAGGAUACAACCAUAUCUGAAAUUCAAACAACACAAGGGGAAAAGACCACUUUGAAAACAACCAACAUUGAAGGAUCCACGUAUUCCACAGCAGAGAUUACAGGUAUAGAGGUCACAUCCCAGAACCCUGAUUCUCCUAGAACCACAAGAGAUUCAUCAUCAACUGCAAUAGAAACAACACCUGAAAUUUCCUCGGCCCAAGCCGAUAAAACAACAAUAUCUGCUACAGCAACAUCUGAUAUUACUGAGACAACAGGGGCAGAAAGUACUACUUUUAAAAUGGCAAGUACAGAGGAUACAACCAUAUCUGAAAUUCAAACAACACAAGGAGAAAAGACCACUUUGAAAACAACCAACAUUGAAGGAUCCACAUAUUCCACAGCAGAGACUACAAGUGUAGAGGUCACAUCCCAGAACCCUGAUUCUCCUAGAACCACAAGAGAUUCAUCAUCAACUGCAAUAGAAACAACACCUGAAAUUUCCUCGGCCCAAACAGAUAAAACAACAAUAUCUGCUACAGCAACAUCUGAUAUUACUCAGACAACAGGGGCAGAAAGUACUACUUUAAAAAUGACAAGUACAGAGGAUACAACCAUAUCUGAAAUUCAAACAACACAAGAAGAAAAGACAACUUUGCAAACAACUAACAUUGGAGGAUCCACAUAUCCCACAGCAAUGACUACAGGUGUAGAGGUCACAACACAGAACCCUGAUUCUCCUAGAACCACAAAAGUUUUAUCAACUCCAGAAGAAACAACAUCUGAACUUUCCACGGCCCAAACAGAUAAAACAACAAUAUCUGCUACAACAACAUCUGAUAUUACUGAGACAACAGGGGCAGAAAGUACUACUUUAAAAAUGACAAGUACAGAGGAUACAACCAUAUCUGAAAUUCAAACAACACAAGGGGAAAAGACCACUUUGAAAACAACCAACAUUGAAGGAUCCACGUAUUCCACAGCAGAGACUACAAGUGUAGAGGUCACAUCCCAGAACCCUGAUUCUCCUAGAACCACAAAAGAUUCAUCAUCAACUGCAAUAGAAACAACAUCUGAAAUUUCCUCGGCCCAAACAGAUAAAACAACAAUAUCUGCUACAGCAACAUCUGAUAUUACUGAGACAACAGGGGCAGAAAGUACUACUUUAAAAAUGGCAAGUACAGAGGAUACAACCAUAUCUGAAAUUCAAACAACACAAGGGGAAAAGACCACUUUGAAAACAACCAACAUUGAAGGAUCCACGUAUUCUACAGCAGAGACCACAGGUGUAGAGAUAACAUCCCAGAACCCUGAUUCUCCUAGAACCACAAGAGAUUCAUCAUCAACUACAAUAGAAACAACACCUGAACUUUCCACGGCCCAAACAGAUAAUAUAUCUGCUACAGCAACAUCUGAUAUUACUGAGACAACAAAGGUAGAAAGUACUACUUUAAAAAUUACAAAUACACAGGAUACUACAAUAUCUGGGAUUAAAACAACACAAGAAGAAAAGACCACUUUGGAAACAACUAUCAUUGAAAGAUCCACGUAUCCCACAGCAGAGACUACAAGUGUAGAGGUCACAUCCCAGAACCCUGAUUAUCCUAGAACCACAGGAGAUUCAUCAUCAACUGCAACAGAAACAACACCUGAACUUUCCACGGCCCACACAGAUAAAACAACAAUAUCUGCUACAACAACAUCUGAUAUUACUCAGACAACAGGGGCCGAAAGUACUACUUUAAAAAUGACAAGUACAGAGGAUACAACCAUAUCUGAAAUUCAAACAACACAAGGAGAAAAGACCACUUUGAAAACAACCAACAUUGAAGGAUCCACGUAUUCUACAGCAGAGACUACAGGUGUAGAGAUAACAUCCCAGAACCCUGAUUCUCCAAGAACCACAAGAGAUUCAUCAUCCAUUGCAAUAGAAACAACACCUGAACUUUCCACGGCCCAAACAGAUAAAAUAAUAUCUGCUACAGCAACAUCUGAUAUUACUGAGACAACAAAGGCAGAAAGUACUACUUUAAAAAUUACAAAUACACAGGAUCCUACAAUAUCUGGAACUAAAACAACACAAGAAGAAAAGACCACUUUGGAAACAACUAUCAUUGAAAGAUCCACGUAUUCCACAGCAGAGAUUACAGGUGUAGAGGUCACAUCCCAGAACCCUGAUUCUCCUAGAACCACAAAAGUUUUAUCAACUCCAGAAGAAACAACAUCUGAACUUUCCACGGCCCAAACAGAUAAAACAACAAUAUCUGCUACAACAACAUCUGAUAUUACUGAGACAACAGGGGCAGAAAGUACUACUUUAGAAAUGACAAGUACAGAGGAUACAACCAUAUCUGAAAUUCAAACAACACAAGAAGAAAAGACCACUUUGAAAACAACCAACAUUGAAGGAUCCACAUAUUCCACAUCAGAGACUACAAGUGUAGAGGUCACAUCCCAGAACCCUGAUUCUCCUAGAACCACAAGAGAUUCAUCAUCAACUGCAAUAGAAACAACACCUGAAAUUUCCACGGCUCAAACAGAAAAAAUAACAAUAUCUGCUAUAGCAACAUCUGACAUUACUGAGACAACAGGGGCAGAAAGAACUACGUUAAAAAUGACAAGUACAGAGGAUACAACCAUAUCUGAAAUUCAAACAACACAAGGAGAAAAGACCACUUUGAAAACAACCAACAUUGAAGGAUCCACGUAUUCUACAGCAGAAACUACAGGUGUAGAGAUAACAUCCCAGAACCCUGAUUCUCCUAGAACCACAAGAGAUUCAUCAUCCAUUGCAAUAGAAACAACACCUAAACUUUCCACGGACCAAACAGAUAAAAUAAUAUCUGCUACAGCAACAUCUGAUAUUACUGAGACAACAAAGGUAGCAAGUACUACUUUAAAAAUUACAAAUACACAGGAUACUACAAUAUCUGGAAUUAAAACAACACAAGAAGAAAAGACGACUUUGGAAACAACUAUCAUUGAAAGAUCCACGUACUCCACAGCAGAGAUUACAGGUGUAGAGGUCACAUCCCAGAACUCUGAUUCUCCUAGAACCACAAAAGUUUUAUCAACUCCAGAAGAAACAACAUCUGAACUUUCCACGGCCCAAACAGAUAAAACAACAAUAUCUGCUACAGCAACAUCUGAUAUUACUAAGACAACAGGGGCAGAAAGCACUACUUUAAAAAUGACAAGUGCAGAGGAUACAACCAUAUCUGAAAUUCAAACAACACAAGGGGAAAAGACCACUUUGAAAACAACCAACAUUGAAGGAUCCACGUAUUCCACAGAAGAGAUUACAGGUGUAGAGGUCACAACACAGAACCCUGAUUCUCCUAGAACCACAAGAGAUUCAUCAUCCAUUGCAAUAGAAACAACACCUGAACUUUCCACGGCCCAAACAGAUAAAAUAAUAUCUGCUACAGCAACAUCUGAUAUUACUGAGACAACAAAGGUAGAAAGUACUACUUUAAAAAUUACAAAUACACAGGAUCCUACAAUAUCUGGAACUAAAACAACACAAGAAGAAAAGACCACUUUGGAAACAACUAUCAUUGAAAGAUCCACGUAUUCCACAGCAGAGAUUACAGGUGUAGAGGUCACAUCCCAGAACCCUGAUUCUCCUAGAACCACAAAAGUUUUAUCAACUCCAGAAGAAACAACAUCUGAACUUUCCACAGCCCAAACAGAUAAAACAACAAUAUCUGCUACAGCAACAUCUGAUAUUACUCAGACAACAGGGGCAGAAAGUACUACUUUAAAAAUGACAAAUACAGAGGAUACAACCAUAUCUGAAAUUCAAACAACACAAGAAGAAAAGACCACUUUGGAAACAACCAACAUUGAAGGAUCCACGUAUUCUACAGCAGAGACUACAGGUGUAGAGAUAACAUCCCAGAACCCUGAUUCUCCUAGAACCACAAGAGAUUCAUCAUCCACUGCAAUAGAAACAACACCUGAACUUUCCACAGCCCAAACAGAUAAAAUAAUAUCUGCUACAGCUACAUCUGAUAUUACUAAGACAACAGGGGCAGAAAGUACUACUUUAAAAAUGACAAGUACAGAGGAUACAACCAUAUCUGAAAUUCAAACAACACAAGGAGAAAAGACCACUUUGAAAACAACCAACAUUGAAGGAUCCACGUAUUCCACAGCAGAGACUACAGGUGGAGAAGUCACAUCCCAGAACCCUGAUUCCCCUAGAACUACAAGAGAUUCAUCAUCAACAACAACAACAGAAACAACACCUGAACUUUCCACGGCCCAAACAGAUAAAACAACAAUAUCUGCUACAACAACUUCUGAUAUUACUAAGACAACAGGGGCUAAAAGUACUACUUUAAAAAUGACAAGUACAGAGGAUACAACCAUAUCUGAAACUGAAACAACAUCAGCAGGCCAGACCACUUUACAAGCAACUAUCAGUGAUGGAUCCACAUAUCCAACAGCAGAGACUACUGGUGUAGAGUUCACAUCCCAGAACCCUGAUACAGAGAAAACCACAAGAGAUUUAUCAUCAACUACAAUAGAAUCAACAAGUACACUUCCCACAACCCAAACAGUGAAAACAACAGCAACUCCUACAGCAACAUCUGUUAUUUCUAUGAAAACAGAAGCUACUACACAAGAACAGUCCACUUUGCAAACAACAAAAACUGAAGGAUCCACAUAUCCAACAGCAGAGACUACAGGUGUAGAGGUCACAUCACAGAACCCUGAUACAGAAAUAACCACAAGAGAUUUAUCAUCAACUUUAAUAGAGUCAACAACUAAAGUUUCCACAGCUCAAACAGUUGAAAAAACAGCAACUGCUACAGCACCAUCUGAUAUUACUGAGAUAACGGAGGCACAAAGUACUACUUUAAAAAUGACAAAUACAGAGGAUACAACCACAUCUGGUAUGUUUAAAACAACAGGUACCGAACAAAGAACUUUACUAACAUCUAAUUUUGAAGGCUCAACAACUUUGGCAGCAGAGGCUACAGGAUUAUUAGAAACCUCGCUAGGGACUGAAGUUGAAAAGUCCACAGUAAAAGAUAUUUCUAUAGCAACUGAACAUUCCACUGGUCAAGGGGAAGAAACUACAAAAUCAGCUAUAAUUACAUCUGGAAUUUAUGAAACGACAAGAGCAGAAAAUACUACAUUGCAAUUAACAAGUACUGCAGGAUUUACAUUCAAGACUGCUGACACAACUGAUGAAACAAAAACUACAGGCAUAAGUACCACAAUGAACACAUCAUAUGCAGAAAGUUCGACAACCACCACAUCCCCAGUGAGCUCAACUUUAAUGACAAUGUCCCCUGACAUUCAAACAACAGAAUUUGGAGCCUCUUCUACAAUAAAGGCUACAACAAGUGAACACCCCACAGUGGAAAUCCCUCUUACAUCAAUUGUGAGUCCUGUAACUUCAGAAGUAAGGACCACAGAGAAAACAUCUUCUGUAGAACAAUCUACAGCUGCAAUCAUAGACACCACUAGAAUAAUCGGAGCAUCUUCCACAGCAUUGGAUAUCUUUCCUACAUCAAAUUUAAGGACAACUGAACAUUCAACAGUUAAUGUUCCUCAAACUUUAACAGAUGAACCAAUAAGAUACACUGACACAACAUCACAUCAGCAAGAAAUAACACACACAGCUAAAGUAGAAGUUUCCACAUUUUCACCUUCAGGAACCCCACAUGCAGCAGCUACAUCUCCCAAAGAUGUGACACAACGAACAACAACAUUACCUUUAUCUAUCACACCACAAUUGACUGCAUCUGAAGAUCCCACAUCCCAACCUCUAAAGACGACUGGUGGCCUUGUGACUACAACCAUCACCACAGCUUCUAAUCCUGAAACUAUAGGUUUAGAAACCACAAUGAGAACAUCAGCUGUAGAAUAUUCCACAACCACGGCCCCAGAGAUCAGAAGUUCAAUGACAUCUUCUUUAGUUAGUAAUAUACAAACAACAUCUGGUGCCUCUUCUACCACAGCUAAACAAUCAACAGAAGACAUUUCUGAUAAAACUGUGAAUGUUCAAUCUACAGCAUUAAUGACCACAAAGAGAACCUCUUCUACAUAUGGAACAUCAAAUCGAAUCACAGUGUCCACAAGCAUAAAUGGAACUUCAAUUACUAAGAAUCAAACACCAGGAUUGGAGACCUUGCCUACAUCAAUAGCAAUGACUGCUGAAAAAUCCACAGUUGAAGAUCCACAAAUUACAACAGGUGGGCCUGUAAAUUACACUGACACAACACCAUAUCAACUAGAAAUAACAGAAGCCAUGAGCUCUACACACACAACCAUAGUGGAAGGGUCCACAAUUCCAACUUCAGGAACCCCAGAUAAAAUACCAACAUCCACUAAGGAUGUAACACAAAGAACAUCAGUAACAUUAAAUAUGUCUACCAUACCAAAAUUUACAGCAACUGACCAAUCCACAUCCCAGGCUCUAAAUACAACUGAUGGCCUUAUGUCUACAACUGUCACCACAGCUACUAAUUAUGAAACUACAGGCAUAAGGUCAAAGACUACAACAGCUGAACAACCCACAGUAGAAAUUCCUCAUACAACUGUCAAUCUUCAAUCUACAGGAGUAAGAACCACAAGCAAAACAUCUUCCGUAGAUGGAUCCACAACAGCAAUCACAGAGACCUUACACAUAACUGGAACUUCUUCUAUUACUAAGAUUCAGACAACAGCAUUGGAGAUUUUACCUACAUCAAAAGCAAUGACAGAACAAUCCACAGUGCAAAGUCCUCAAACUACAACAGGCAUGCCAAUAAGUUACACUGAAACUACACCGCAUCAACAGCAAACAGCAGGAGAAAGUACAGUACACACAACAAAAGUAGAAGGAUCAACAAUUUCAAAAUCAGCAACCACAGAAGUAAAAGCAACAUCUCCCAAUAAUGUGACACAAGCAUCAACAACAACAUUAGAUGUAUCUACCACACCAAAACUGACAGUAUCUGAGGAUUCCACAUCCCAAGCUCUAAAUACAACUGGAGGACUUAUGACUACAACUGUCAGCACAACUCUUAAUCCUGAAACUACAGGUAUAAAAACCACAAUGAAAACAUCAGGUAUAGAAAUUUCCGCAACCACAGCCCAGAAGAUCACAAGUUCAAUGAAAACUUCUUCUGUUAGUAACAUGAAAACAACAUUUGGUGCUUCUUCUGCAACAGAGGCUACAACAGCUCAACAAUCAACAGCUGACAUUCCUCAUACAACAACUGUGAGUCCUAUAACUGCAGAAGUAACAUCAACAUUAGAUGUAUCUACCACAUCAAAACUGACAGUAUCUGAGGAUUCCACAUCUCAAGCUCUAGAUACAACUGGAGGACUUAUGACUACAACUGUCAGCACAACUCUUAAUCCUGAAACUACAGGUUUGAAAACCACAAUGAAAACAUCAGGUGUAGAUCGUUCCACAGCUCCAGAAACCACAAGUUCAAUGAAAACUUCUUCUGUUAGUAACAUGCAAACAACAUUUGGUGCCUCUUCUACAACAAAAGCUACAACAGCUCAAAAAUCAACAGCUGACAUCCCUCGUACAACUGUGAGUCCUAUAACUGCAGAAGUAAGGACCACACAGAAAACAUCUUCUGUGGAAGGGUCUACAUCUGCAAUCACACAAACCACAAGCAUAACUGAAAGUUCUAUCACUAAGACUCAAACAACAGCAUUGGAUACCUUGCCUACAUCAAAAGUAAUAACAUCAGAUAUAUCUACCAAAGCAAACCUGACUACAUCUGAACAAUCCACACCUCAAGCUCUAAAGACAACUGGUGUCCUUGUCACUACAUCUGUCACCACAGAUCUUUUUCCUGAAACUACAAGUGCAAAAUCAACAAUGAAAACAUCAGCUGUAGAAAAUGUUACAACCACAGCCCCAGAGAUUAGAAGUUCAGUGACAACUUCUUCAGUCACUAAGACUGAACUAACAGCACUUCCUCCCUCUUCUACUUCAAAUGUCCCAACAGCUCUGCAAUCCACAGUUGAAUUACGUCAAACAACAAUUGAGAAUCCUAAAACUCCAGAAUUAACAACCACAAAAAUAACUUCUUCUGUAGAAGGAUCCACCGCUGGAUCAAUUGGAACAUCGUCUAUUAGUAAGACUCAAACAACACCAUCCACACCUGAAGCUCUAAAUACAACAACUGAUGGCCUAAUGACUUCACCUGCAACCACAGCUCUUAAUACUGAAACUACAGGAAUAUGGUCCACAAGUUCAGUGACUUCUUCUUUUACCAGCAUUCAACCAACAGCACUUCCUACAUCUUUUCCUUCAAAUUCUACAACAGGUAAGCAAUCUAUAUUUUAA